UAUUGGACCGUAGAAGAAGAAGCAGCUUGUUGUGAAAGUAAUCAGCUGACUGUUCAGGCUGAAGCUAUUUUAUAUCCUCAUACUAUAAUGAUAUAAUAUAUAUAAAAUAACUUUAAUACAUCACACUCAAACAACAACAUGGCGUUCAUCACAGCCAACUGGAACCCGUUGGGAGAAGCUUUUUAUCGUAAAAUGGAGCUGUAUGAGAUGUGUUGGAGCUUGGGGGAUGGACUCAGAGACUGUUUGGUGGCUGCAGCUCCAUAUGGAGGACCAAUAGCUCUUCUCAGAGAACCUCAUAGACGUUCUCCGAGUUCUCGUCCUCAGUUAGAGAUUUAUUCUGCGUCUGGAGUCGCCAUCGCCAGCUUCCCGUGGAAGAGCGGUCCUGUGGUUCAAUUGGGUUGGACGGUCAGCGACGAGCUUUUGUUUAUUCAAGAGGACGGAUCGGUUCUGAUCUACGACGUGUUUGGAUCCUUCAAGAGACACUUCAGUAUGGGACAGGAAGUGGUCCAGUCUCAGGUGCUAGAAGCCAAAGUCUUCCACUCUCCUUACGGAACAGGCGUCGCCAUAGUAACGGGUUCCUCACGAUUCAUCUUGGCAACUAACAUCGACGACCUGAAGCUCCGGAGGUUACCUGAAGUCCCCGGUCUCCAGGGGACGCCGUCCUGCUGGGUUGUCCUUACUCAGGACCGACAGACUAAAGUCCUGCUGUCCAACGGACCUGAACUCUACAUCCUGGACAACACUUCCUGCACUGCUGUGUGUCCUCCAGGUCUCGGUCCUCAGGCCGGCAGUAUCGUCCACAUGUCUGUGUCUUUCAGCUAUAAGUACCUGGCUCUCUUCACGGACACUGGACACUUGUGGACAGGCUCCUCCCACCUCCAGGACAAACUGAUUGAAGUCGAUACCAAAAAGACAACGCCUCCCAAACAGAUGGUCUGGUGUCGCAGACCGAAGAGUCAGCAGCCGUCUGUGGUGUUGAUGUGGGACAAACUGCUGAUGGUGGCUGGAGUCUGUCAAGACAACAUCCAGUUCCCGAUAGAGGAUCUGUGUGUUCUGGUCGGAGAGCUGGACGGAGUUCGGAUCAUCAGCUCGACCAAUCAGGAGCUGCUUCAGGAGGUUCCUCUCGUUUGUCAGGAAAUCUUCAAGAUUGCCUCCAUGGCUCCUGGAGCUCUGCUCCUGGAGGCGCACCGAGAGUACGAGAAGUCGAGUCAGAAGGCUGAUGAGUACCUGAGGGAGAUCAAGGAGCAAAGCAUGCUGGGAGAAGCAGUCCGACAGUGUGUGGAGGCGGCAGGACACGAAUACGACUCCAACACCCAGAAGUCCCUGCUGAGGGCGGCGUCCUUCGGGAAGUGUUUCCUGACCGACUUCAGUCCGGAUCCGUUUGUGUCGACCUGCAGAGAGCUGCGCGUGCUGAACGGCGUCAGAGAGAGCAGCGUAGGACUGCCGCUCACUCACACCCAAUUCAAACAGAUGACUCUACAGGUGCUGAUCGACAGAUUGGUGUAUCGACAAUUUUAUCCUUUAGCGAUAGAAAUCUGCCGUUACCUGAAGAUUCCAGAUUAUCAGGGAGUCAGUCGAGUGCUCAAACACUGGGCCUCAUGCAAGGUGCAGCAGAAGGACCUGACAGACGAGGCCAUCGCCCGGGCGGUGUGUGUGAAGGUGGGAGACUCACCUGGUGUUUCUUACUCGCACAUCGCAGCCAAAGCUUACGAGUGUGGACGCACUGAGCUCGCCAUCAAGCUGUUGGACUUUGAGGCUCGCUCCGGGGAGCAGGUUCCUCUGCUGUUGAAGAUGAAGAGGAGUCAGCUGGCUCUCAGUAAAGCUGUGGAGAGUGGAGACACUGACCUAGUUUACACCGUGGUGACGUACCUGAAGAACGAGAUGAACAGAGGCGACUUCUUCAUGACUCUGAGGAACCAACCGGUUGCACUGAGCCUCUACAGACAGUUCUGUAAGCUGCAGGAACAGGAAACUCUGAAGGAUCUUUAUAAUCAGGACGAUGAUCAUCAGGAACUGGCAAACUACCACGUUACAGCGAGCUACAGAGAAAAGAGGUUAGACAGCCGUCUGUCUCUCCUACAGAGUGCUGUAGACGAAUACAACAAGGCCAAGAACGAGUUUUCUGCAAAGGCCACAGAGGACGAGAUGCGUCUCCUGCGUUUCCAACGCAAACUGGAUGACGAGAAAGGGGCGGGGCUUCUGGGCCUUUCAUUACAGGCCACCAUGGAGGCUCUGCUGGCUUUAGGACUCCACAAACAGGCAGAACAACUUUACAGAGACUUCAAAGUUCCUGACAAAAGGUAUUGGUGGUUGAAGCUGAAGUCUCUGGCGGAGAAAGAGGAGUGGGACGAGUUGGAGAAGUUCUCAAAGAGCAAGAAGUCUCCUAUUGGCUACCUGGCGUUUGUUGACGUUUGCAUGAAGAGCAACAACAAGUACGAAGCCAAGAAGUACGUUUCCAAGGUGACGCCAGAGCAGAGGGUCAAAGCUCACCUGGCAGUCAGCGACCUGGAGGGAGCGGCAGACGCUGCCAUCGAGCGUAAGAACGAAUCAGAGAUGGGGGCGGUGCUCGCCAGAUGCUCCGCCUCCGAUCACCUGCUGAUUGACAGGCUGAACAGAGCUGCCGCCGCCAAAAAGUGAUCCUCCAUUCAGGGAGACAGCCGACGGUCUGCUGCCAGAAAGUGAUCCUUCUGUUUCCAGCUGAUACUGCAGAUGCAGUUUGAAUAUUUGAGAGUAGAAGAAGAGAAAGACGCAGUUUUCUUCUUCUGUGUUUCUGUCUGAACUUACUGGUCAUUUCCUGUUGUUGCCCCUUCAAAUUAAAAGCCUUUCCCCAGAGAACCAUCAGGAUGUGUUAUUACUGUUUUUUGUUAUAUUUUAUUUUUUUUGUUAUAUUGUGCCUGAGUUCCCUGGAUAACAUUAUAUGAAUUUAAUAUUAUCCCUCGUAAUGUCCUCCCGAUGCCAUACACCUUUUCUCCUCUGCGGUCAAAAAUGACCCCGCCUGGUUUGACUGUUAUUUAAUAUUUGAACUUUGAUCAUUUUUUAAAAUUAAUUUCUUCUUUGUUUAAAUUUAUUUUAUUUACGUGAAGCUUUGAUUAUUCUCUGGUCUAAAUGUCUAUUUUAAGUUCAUAAGAAAUCUAAAUAAAUGGUUAUAAGUGAA
Molecule: messenger RNA, 3154 nt
Organism: Cottoperca gobio
Lineage: Eukaryota; Metazoa; Chordata; Actinopteri; Perciformes; Bovichtidae
Gene: vps16
Product: VPS16 core subunit of CORVET and HOPS complexes
Exons: 24
Coding region: 139-2637 (832 amino acids)
Biological process (GO): endosomal transport; intracellular protein transport; vacuole fusion, non-autophagic
Cellular component (GO): lysosomal membrane; cytoplasm; HOPS complex
Molecular function (GO): actin binding
Source: RefSeq, a predicted model, not a curated record